Seriola aureovittata is the source of this 3713-nucleotide messenger RNA. RefSeq names its product melanin-concentrating hormone receptor 1a (gene mchr1a). Gene Ontology annotation, biological process: neuropeptide signaling pathway. Gene Ontology annotation, molecular function: melanin-concentrating hormone receptor activity; neuropeptide binding. Gene Ontology annotation, cellular component: membrane; neuron projection. Lineage: Eukaryota; Metazoa; Chordata; Actinopteri; Carangiformes; Carangidae. The coding region runs from base 104 to 1186 and encodes 360 amino acids. The record is from RefSeq and is a predicted model, not a curated record. The transcript has 2 exons.
UCACUCUUAAAAGAGUUAGACGGAAUUCGCUUUAGAUGCAUUUUACUUUUAAAGGAGUCAUUUGGUAGCGCGUCUCAACUUGGAUGUACGUUAGAUUUUACCGAUGGAUUUCUAUAACCAUUCCAAUUUUUCUCUCGGAGACAACAACAGUUCAACAACAACCGCUGUAGACAGGGCCCUUCAUUGCAGUGCCAUCCUCCCCGUCAUUUUUGGCAUCAUCUGUUUUCUGGGUAUUAUGGGGAACUGUAUUGUCAUGUACACCAUCAUGAAGAAGACCAAGUGCCGUGCAAAACAAACUGUUCCGGACAUCUUUAUCUUAAACGUGUCAAUUGUUGAUCUCCUGUUUCUCCUUGGGAUGCCAUUCCUCAUCCACCAGUUGCUGGGCAAUGGUACCUGGCACUUUGGAGCCACAAUGUGUACGGUCAUCACUGCGCUUGACUCCAAUAGCCAGAUUGUUAGCACUUACAUCCUCACUGCAAUGACCAUCGACCGCUACUUGGCUACGGUCCAUCCCAUCCGCUUCAACUAUGUCCGUACACCCUGUGUGGCAGCGCUGGUCAUUGGCCUGAUGUGGGGUCUAUCAUUACUCACCAUCAUCCCUGUGUGGAUGUAUGCAGGUCUGAUGCCUCUUCCAGAUGGCAUGGUGGCCUGUGCGCUCCUCCUGCCUGAUCCAGUCACUGACACAUACUGGUUUACACUUUACCAGUUCUUCUUAGCCUUUGCUAUACCCUUAGUUAUCAUCUGCCUGGUGUUCUUCAAGAUCCUGCAACACAUGGCCACCAGCGUGGCACCGCUGCCUCCACGGAGUUUGAGGGUGCGCACCAGGAAGGUGACCCGGAUGGCAGUGGCCAUCUGCCUGGCUUUCUUCAUUUGCUGGGCUCCUUACUACAUCCUCCAGCUUGUCCACCUGGGGGUGCAGAAGCCAAGCCUCGCUUUCUCCUAUGCGUACAACAUAGCCAUCAGCAUGGGCUAUGCUAACAGUUGCAUCAACCCAUUCCUCUAUAUUAUCCUCAGCGAGACCUUCAAGAGGCAGUUUCUCAGGGCUGUACACCCGGGUAAUAGAAAGUUUUGUGUGAACCCAAGCACCACUGAUGGUGGCAGUGUGAGUGUGAGAAUGGUACAUGAUGGAGCUCAGCAGGAGCCAGCCACUGGGGAGAUGAUACCAUCCAGCGUGGCCCCGCAAUGAAUAAGCAUCAGUGGCUAAUAAUCAAAAUAACUUUAUCACCAUGUGUCGGUGCAAUUGAUACGCAUGAAUGGGACAUUGGAGCAAGAACAUAUAUAUAUAUAUAUAUAUAUAUAUACAUACAUGAACAGUAUUGUCUGCACAUUAACUCCAAUUGACCAUUUCAUUUAAUCAGUAUUCUAUGUAUUUUCUGCCAAGACCUGAAUAAAAAUGUUGUAUCCUAUCAUUCAUUAUUGUGCAAAGCCCAAUGUCACUGAUUCACACAGCUUCAUUUUUUACACACCUUGAUGUUGUUUCAGUUCAGUGGUUCACACCUGUGGGUUUGCACCUACGUAGCCAAGUCAAUAAAACCUAUUCGUUUUGUGCAGUUGAACAUAAUCAUAUCUGACAAUCCUGUGACCUUCAUCCUUCUAAAAUGACAGAUAGACAUAUAUUUAAACAAUCGCACCCAGCAGGCAGAGGGUGAAGCAGACUGCAUAGUUUCUCAGUAUUAAAGGUGUGUUCAGAUGGCAAACAAAGCAUAAUUCAUCUUGGCUUCAUUCACAAGGGAUUUUGUAGUAUUUGUUUCAUGAACACAAACAGACAGUGGAAGUGACAGUACAGACAUUUGCUGCCAGCUAACAACAUGCAUUGACUCUAUGAACGCCAGAUGUUCCUCUGGGGAACAUCCUCUGGUGUUCAUCUGGCGUUCUUAGAGUCUUUUUUUCCUCUCCACCCUAGUUUUUUUUUUCUUUCACUCACAUCUUUCAAUUGACUUUGUAAAAUCUGCUUAAUGUUUAUUUCUGAACACACCAUUACAUGACUGGUGAAGAUUUAAUAUCCAGUAUGAAAAUCAUUUUUCAUGGGUUGAAAAACAGCGGCCGUAUCCUUUAACAUUUUCUUUCUUCCAGACUGGAUCAUCGUCAGGUCAAAUUGUUUUUAAAUCGUAACUACACCUAAAUUUCAAUAGGUCAAGACUGAUAUGCUAUUGUGUGACAACAAGUUGAAAAGUAACUGUCGUAAAAUAAUUGCUGCUCAUGGAAGCAAAUACUACUCUAUAAUUACACACACACCAACACACACACACAUGUAAUGUAAGGAGACUGUGCAGGACAAGAAGUGCAGUACACGAUAUGAUACACACUAUACACAGUCGAUAUAAUUUCACUGUGUGCAUCAAUGCAGCAAACCAAGCAGCUGAGAUUUCAUCUGUGCAUGGGCGAAACAAACAGCAGACAGUACCGUACAUGAUUGUUGUACAGAAAAUGAAAAGAGAGAGGAGUUUGUGUAUAAAGAUUUGUGCAGAUGUUACCGGGGUUGUCGUGAUUCAUUCUUGUUUGUUCUCAUGUCCUGUGAUUUUCUGAUGUCAUAUCUAAACUCUGAAGACAUGGAUGCUUGAAGAUUAGGAUGCAGACUGGAACCUAAAGUGUUAAAUAGAAGGAUGCAUCAGAUUCAGACAGUAAUUUAAGUAUAUGACAUGGUUAAAAUCCAACAGCAUUCACCUUAACUAGGAAAAAAGUAGGGGAGUAGAGUAGGCAGGUUUUUGUUACUCUGUAUAUCUGUGUUACUCUGUAUCUGUUUCAACAGUGCUUUUAUUUAAUGUUGCUUUUGAAUACUUUUUAAGCUAUAUUUGGUUGUACUUGUCUGUUUGCAUGAUAUGUAGGAUUAUUUGGCAAAUUGUAAAGCAGUUGUUUCAGGAAUUCAGGAGCAGUUAUGAUCACAAAAAAAAAUCAACAAAAUCCAUCCAGUGCAUACAGUUGUGGCAGUUGUGAGAGCUCUAAAAAAAAAAGUCUGACUUAACACACUUAGCAUGUGUAAAAUAAUACAUUUGAGAGCUAUUCUUAAGUACAAUAGUUAUUUGUCAAACAGUGAAAGUUGUACUGAUUAGUGUUGAUUCAGUCCAAAAGUCAAAUCCACAAAUAUGAAUGAAGGGCUGAGUUCUGGAUGAGCUCAUAUGUAACAAUUUGUAAAAGAGUGCCAUUUUGCUGCUUUGGUGUUGUUAAUGUUGUUGUAUAGAUAUUAUGUCAUAUCUUAAUAUGUACAGUUAUGAUGGUGAAAUUAUUUGGGGAGGGUUAUUGAUGUAAACAGAAAAUAUGAAACUCAGGGUUUCUCAGCCUUUUCAACAAUUUUCGAUUUCUCAAAAUUGUCUUGUUACCAGCAAUGAGAGUUGUCAAGUCAUUGUCAGUGAAAUUGUUUACUUUUGCAUUGUAUUUUCAUGAGGGCAGAGAAAGCUCUGUAUUGAUUGUACACAGCAAUUUUGAAUUAAAAAAACAAAAAAAAAUCGAAAAUAUAUCCAACAAAUUGUUUGUUAGUCUUUGAAAUCCCCCAUGACCCCACCUGCUUAUUGAACCACCUGUAGGUGUCCUGACACCAAGGAUGAGAAACUCUGUUGUUCUUGUUUGUUAUGAGGCAAAAGAAAAAGUCGAAUGUGAAACUUUGCUUAGCUGUUGAUUAAACGAUAAUUUGUGGCCCACUCUGUCUGUACUGUUGUGAACAUUGGCAGCUUAAUAGAUUAAUAUGCAUACUGUAAAAGAUAUUUUAAUAUUAAUUA